This is a messenger RNA of Colletotrichum gloeosporioides, 1266 nucleotides long. RefSeq lists its product as uncharacterized. Lineage: Eukaryota; Fungi; Ascomycota; Sordariomycetes; Glomerellales; Glomerellaceae. The transcript is spliced from 3 exons. Gene Ontology annotation, molecular function: protein binding; 6-phosphogluconolactonase activity. The record is from RefSeq and is a predicted model, not a curated record. Bases 1 to 1266 code for a protein of 421 amino acids.
AUGCGCUCCUCAUCUCCCUUGAAGAGCCUCUUGGCAGGCUCGGCCUUCUGGGCCGCCUCCUGCAGCGCCGUCACGCUCUACGCGGCCGACUCGGGCGGAAAUGUCACGACGCUGUCGCUGGCCGGAUCGGCCGGGGGCAACUACAGCUUUUCCGUCGCCAGCAAGACGGCAGACUGCGAUGUCAACCCUGCCUGGCUCACCCUCGACGGCGCCAACAGGGUGCUCUACUGCCUCGACCGCGGCUCCAACUCGCAGCCCAACGGCUCGCUAAACUCCUUCUCCAUCGGGGAGGGCGGCGCCUUGACCCGCAUCGCCCGUGUCUCGGCGCCCUUUAGCGGCGUCGCUGGCGAGAUCGUCACCACGCCCGCUGGCGUCCGGGGCUAUGUCUCUGCUUCAUAUCUAGAAGGGAAAGCAACAGCUUCAAGGGAUACCAAGCUCACACAUCUCGGUAGCAACCGAAGCGCUGCGGCCGUCUUCGCCCUUGGCGACAAAGGCGCCCUCCCGGGCACCGGUCCCCUUCAGGAGAUCUUCCCGACGCUGGACCAGCCCGGCCCGGUAGCCUCCCGCCAGGACACCUCCUACCUGCACCACGUCAUCAACGACCCCAAGGGCCAGUACGUGCUCCUCGCCGACCUGGGCGGCGACAAGGUCCGGGUCUACUCCUACGACUCCAACACCGUGGCGCCGAUCAAGGAGGUCGACGGCCUGGUCACCGGCCCCGGCGUCGGCCCCCGCCACGGCGUCUUCCGCACCGCCGCCAACGGCGACGUCUUCUUCUACUUCAACGGCGAGCUCGACCAGAACAUCUACUCGUACAAGGUCGAGUACAAGGAGACCGGGCUCGCCUUCACAAAGGUCUUUUCCAUCCCGGCCAUCAGCGCUGACCUCCCGGCGACAAAAGCCCCGACUAGCGAGAUUGCCCUCACUCCGGACAACAAGUUCCUCAUCGUCUCCAACCGCGACGUCUCCUUCCGCGACUCCCCGAUCCUCGGCUCCGGGCCCUCGGACACGCUCUCCACCUUCGCCAUCAAGGAGGACGGCACCCUGGAGUUGGUGCAGCUCGCGCCGUCCGGCGGCUGGUCGCCGCGCCAGUUCUCCAUCAACAAGGCCGGCGACCUCAUCGCCGUGGGCCACCAGAACAACCGCACCGUCGUCAUCUGGAAGCGCGACCUCGAGUCCGGCAAGAUCGUCCCCGAGGCGGAGGGCGGCAAGGUUGGCGUGGUUACGCUCACUGGCGCUGUUGUCGCGACCAUCUGGGACGAGUAG